Phasianus colchicus (ring-necked pheasant) is the source of this 393-nucleotide messenger RNA. The record is from RefSeq and is a predicted model, not a curated record. Lineage: Eukaryota; Metazoa; Chordata; Aves; Galliformes; Phasianidae.
GGGGUGGGAUGGGAUGGGAUGGGAUGGGGGGAGAAGUGCCGUUCCCACCGCCUUUUCUCGUUUCCCUUCCCUUCAGGUCAGACAGAACGCUGCAGGACGUGGUGUACAAAUUGGUUCCGGGACUGUUCACGGGUACGGUGCGGGUCGGCGCUGCGGGACCCCCGGGACCCCCGGCCGUGCCCCCCCCUCCUUUCAUCCCCCUCUUUUACAGAUGAGAUGAAGCGUCGCCGCGACUUCUACGCCGCGUACCCCGUGGCCGAGGUGUCCAACGGCUCCAACGAGGACCGCGGGGAGGUUCCGCAGCGCGACGGGACGCAGCCGACGGAGGACGGCAUCGUCAGUCUGUCCAUUGAGUUCUACGAAGGAGCCAGGUAGCGCCGGGCGAGGACGUGG